Labrus mixtus (cuckoo wrasse) is the source of this 3849-nucleotide messenger RNA. RefSeq names its product clathrin interactor 1-like. Gene Ontology annotation, molecular function: clathrin binding; phospholipid binding. Gene Ontology annotation, biological process: endocytosis. The transcript has 12 exons. The record is from RefSeq and is a predicted model, not a curated record. The coding region runs from base 186 to 2213 and encodes 675 amino acids. NCBI's taxonomy places the organism in Eukaryota, Metazoa, Chordata, Actinopteri, Labriformes, Labridae. Gene Ontology annotation, cellular component: endosome; plasma membrane; clathrin vesicle coat.
CAGCGAACGACGUUUCCGUAGCAACUAGGGCCGAUCCGUUAACCGCAGCGGCCACUGUAUGCUGUACUAUAAGGUCUUAUCGAGGAGUAGGGGGGAUUGUCGUCGGUAACCGGACACCAGCUCUGUCCUGUUUGGCACAGAGACGACCCAGUACCGAGGCGGGGAGCCCGCAGUUCCGUGCGGAGAUGCUGAAUAUGUGGAAAGUCAGAGAGCUGGUGGACAAAGCCACCAAUGUGGUUAUGAAUUACUCAGAGAUUGAGUCCAAGGUGAGGGAGGCCACCAAUGAUGACCCCUGGGGACCCUCUGGACAACUGAUGGGAGAAAUAGCCAAAUCUACCUUUAUGUAUGAGCAGUUUCCAGAGGUGAUGAACAUGCUGUGGACCAGGAUGCUGAAAGACAACAAGAAGAACUGGAGACGGGUCUACAAGGCUUUACUGCUGCUGGCCUAUCUAAUCAGGAAUGGGUCUGAAAGAGUGGUCACCAGUGCCAGAGAACACAUAUACGACCUGAGAUCUCUAGAAAACUACAAUCUUAUUGAUGAGAAUGGUAAGGAUCAGGGUAUCAAUGUACGUCAGAAGGUGAAGGAGAUGGUGGAGUUUGUCCAGGAUGAUGACAGACUGAGAGAGGAGAGGAAGAAAGCCAAGAAGAACAAAGAUAAAUACAUUGGAGUCUCCUCUGACAGUAUGGGAGGUGGUGGAGGAGGAGUAGGAGGAGGAGGAGGAGGAGGAGGAAGCGGAGGAAGCAUUAAGAACUCUACUGAGUUAGAUAGAAGCAAGUGGGAUGAGGACUGGGACAAGAGUAGAGGAGCUUUCCCUUUCAGCGAGAAGCUCGGAGAGAUCAGUGACAAGAUAGGCAGCACCAUCGACGACACAAUUAACAAGUUCAGAAAGAAGGAACGAGACGACUCACCAGACAGAAUUAGUGACAAUGAGGAGGACAGAGCAUCAAGAAAUGGAAGGCAGGAAACCCUUGAAUUUAAAGAUGAGGAAGAAACCGUCACAACAAAGAGCAUCCAGAUCACACAAGCAACAGAAACAACUACCACCACGACACGCAAACGUAGCGGAGCAACAAGCAGCAAGACCCUUGACCUGGGUGCUGCAGCCCACUACACCGGAGACAAGAGCCCAGAGGAGAAGUCUUCAGUCAGACAAUCCUCAAGUAGUGGUCUAGCUGACCUGCUAGUCAUCGACCCUUCAUCUAAUCAGGGCACUGCAACAGGUGGCAGUUCAGACCUCAUUGGCGGCUUUGCUGACUUCUCCUCACCUGCAGCCUCCGCCAGCCUCCCAACCACCACUGCUGCUGCAUCAUCCAAUGGAAAUGGAGAAUUUGGAGACUGGAGUGCAUUCUCAACCAAUCAGCCAGCCUCAUCCAGCUCUGGUCCCUCCCAUCAGGUCAAUGACUUGUUUGGCAGCGUCCAGUCACCUUCCGCCCCAACCUCUAAUCCUGCUCUUGUCCCACCUUCUGCGGAGCUUUUUGACCUGAUGGGCGGAGUUAACCACCAGCUAACCAAUCAACAUACAACAUUGAGUGCCUCUCAGAGCAUGACUUUCUCUCUGGGAGGGACGACGCCAGGAGCUUCUGUUGUUAUGCCCACCAUGCCCCUUUCUCGCUCUCAACAGAGUUUGGGAGGCAUGACAUCCCAGGAGCCUUUAGGACAACAGCAGAAGGUCGGCGUUGGAGGUCAAGGAUCAUUGGGGUCGACUUGGUCUGACCCCUCCGUCAACAUCAGCCUGGACUUCUUAUCAGCGGGUCUCAACCCUACUAAGACACCUCCCACACUCAACAACAUCAUCCAGCAACAAGGUGUGCCUGCUGUCAACCUGAUAGCCCAGAACUUUGGAGGGCUGAACCUCAGCUCCCCACCCCAUGUAACACCCAUCAGACCACCAACAAAUCCCAUGAUGGCAGGCAAUGCCAUGGCAAUGGGCAUGCCAACUUCCAUGACAACUGGCAUGCCUGCUUCAUUGGCAGCUAGUAUGCCCUCUUCAAUGAACACGGGGACCAUUGGGAUGGGAGGAAUUCCUGUAAACCAAGGCAUGAUGGGAAUGAACAUGAGCAUGAAUAUGGGCAUGGCUGCUCCAGUGAUGAUGGGUGGUAUGGCUGGCGUGGGAGUUCCAGGAGUGGGGAUGGGCCUUGCACACUCAAUCACCCCAUCUGUUGUUCCACCCAAACAAGAUGCCUUUGCUAACUUUGGCAGUUUUGGGAAAUGAAGAAGUGCAACUAAGUGUGUGUGAGAAUGUGAGUGUGCAUGACUGGCAUUAAGAGAGGACCACAGGAGGACUGCUUUACUUGAAAGACAAGCUUGCAUGUAUCAGUCUCUGCUUCCUCUCUUUGACAAGCUGGCACUUGUGAUUAUUCACCAUCAAAGUAUGUUGAUAUGAAGGGAGAGUCAGGGUAAAGUGCCCAUUGGUGCCCCUCAACCAACUGUUAUUUGAUGUGUGAAAUGAUGAUGUCACAGAGAGGACACCCCAAAAGCAGGGAGGUGUCAACCUUGAGUCAUUACUGCCCUAUGGGGAAACAAUCUUUACCAGUUUUUUUUAUAAAGACAGCAAAUUACCCCCUCCCCCCACAAACUGAAGUUUUCCUCUAACUGCACAGAGAAUCCAAUCUGCUAGGUUGACUCAAAUAAACAUGGCAUCUGCUGCCUUAAUUCAUCAUUGUAGCCUGAGAUAUCACAUUUUAUACAAAAGAAUAUAUCCCAAAAUUAAAGCCAUGCCAUGAUUGGCAUCUGUUACUUUCUCUCACUCCUUGUGCCAACAGUAUGAUACUAACAGUCUCUCCAGCAGAGGGCAGGAUGGGUGUAGACUUUGUGGGAGGACUUCUUGAGCCAUACCAGUGUAAAAAUAUCAUAUUACAACCGCUCCCUCUUUUUCCCUCCUGUCUUUUUCAUCAGGCCUCUGAAAGUUCACACUUACUCAGUUUGAUGAUGUUUACACAUUGUUUUGAGUGAAGCAUUUAACUUCUAAGAACAAAAGGUCCCUCACAUACUGUUGUGCUCUUUAUUUUACAAAAAUCUGAUUUUAUUACCGGUAAAUUGAGACUUGGAAUCUUCUUAACAAUUUCAUUUUUCUCAGAUUAAAGCCUGGUGAAAGGUCAGUAAAUGUUUCAUUUAGAGAACUAUUUACAGAUUAUUUAUCUUUUUAAGACCCUAUCUGAAUUGUGUCAUUUUUUAAAAUAGCUGUUAAAGAACACUUGAUGGUUAAGGAGCCAAAUUAGCAUUGCUUUCUGACACACAUCUAUCAUGUUAAUUAUACUUGGCACACAGAUAUGGAUGGAGGGAAAUAAUCUUUUUUGAAGAGUAUUUUUAAACAGGCUGUGGGAAGGGGAAAACAUUUGCCUAACAUCCACAUGCUACUUAUUCUCCCCCUACCCCCCAUUAUAAAAAAACAAGUGUUACAUUUCACAUAAAAUGCUUGAAUUGGAUGAUUUUUCCUGAGUUCAAAUGAUUCCUAUGGCUAGCUGAGACUAUUAUAAAGGAUGUUGGGGUCUAGAGUAAAGUGUGUGUACGAAAAGAGUGUAUGACUGUGUGAGACUUUGUGUGGGUAUAGUUUUCUCUGUUUGAUGUGCAAACACAGCUAAGCAGAGCCUCUUGUCAUUUUCUGAGGCCCUGAACUCCAAAUGACCAAAUCUUUAUUUUGUUACUCUCAGAUAAAUGAUUCCAUAGCAAUUUGUUCAAUAUUUUAUUAGGUUACCUGUAAGGUUAUGUUCAUAUAGCAGAGAGCUACUAAAAACAUAAUUCAGUAGACAGGAAUCAUGCAUUUGUUUCUUUUUUGGAACACCUCGUUUUAUUUGAUUUUACGCUAUAUUUUCUGUACUUCAUUCAAUAUUAAAUUAACUUAUAACAUU